AGCAGGAGGGCCGCUUCGUGCGCCACAUUAUCCAGACUCCGGAGCUGAAACACGCCGGGCUGUCCUGGUCCAACUCUGCCGAGGAAAAUAAUCUCCAUUACUUUUCGCUUUCCGACGCAGAGGACGCUUCACCGGAAGUUGCACUGAGACGAUCUCCCGCCGCCACGGAAAGUUCCCGGGAAUAUAAAGUGAAACUUUCCCUCCGCUUGGCGCGUUAAGGUCGAUCCGACUGUGGAACGAAACCCGAGCUCCAGGACCAGAAUGGCUGCCCACAUUAAACACCUGGAAUUACACUUUCUUUGACAACAUCGCACACAGCCGCCAGAACAAACUCUCUGAACUCCACCGUGCAGCUUCUCCACCUGGUUUUGACUUCUGCCAUCAUGCCGAUUCUCAAGCAGCUGGUGCACAGCAACAGCCAAUCCAAGCGGAGGUCUCGGGCCGACCUGACCGCCGAGAUGAUCAGCGCCCCCCUGGGGGACUUCCGCCACACCAUGCACGUGGGCCGGGGGGGCGACGCCUUCGGUGACACUUCGUUUCUGAGCACCCGAUCGGGGGAGCCUCCUCGGGAGCCGGAGACCAAGCAGAGCCCCCCCCCGGGACCCAAGCCGGGGCUGCUGUCCCGAACCUUCAGGAGCAGCAAGCGCUCGCAGUCGGUGAACCGAGGGGACAAGUACGAAUACAACUCGACGGCGCCCUCCGGUGGCUCGUCCAACUAUGUGAAGAACGCCAUCUCCUUACCGUACCUCAACGACGAGGACGCCCACAGAAGCAACCACCUGACGAAGAGCGUCUCCUCCAGCCCCAUGAAGAAGCUCACGGAGAUCGACGCCAAGCCGAGCAACGGAGCCGCGGCGAUGGCGACGCUCGACGCCGACUUCGACGAGCGUAACUUCGGCGAGCUCACGGAUUUGCCUCCGUCCAUGCAACGGGGGGGCGGCAUGAAGCACGCCGAGUCCAUGAUGUCCUUCAACAUCGACCUGGGGCCCUCCAUGCUCGGGGACAUCCUGAGCGUGAUGGAGAAGAAAGGCUGGGAGGAGGACGACCUCGGCUACGAGGAAGGGAAGAGCAGCGAAGGCCACGCGUCGCCCUCCCUCAUACCCCACAUCGACGAUGAUGAUGAUGACGUGGAAGAGCAUGCCCCGGCCAGGCCCCCCCGCAGCAUGUACCAGCAGAAGGCCCCCGUGGACCCUUACACCCCGGAGCUGCAAACCAGGAGCAACCACCACAACAUGGACAGCUGCUCGGUGUCCAGCGCCGGCUCGGCCACGGAGGAGAAGGCUCGGUACCAGAUCCACGACGGCGACACGGACAGUGCCAAGUACAGCUCGCCACGGGGGGAGGAGGACAGAGACUUCACCUUCAUGGACGACGAAGACGACGAUGAGAUCCGGGUGUAGACCGACCUGCUCGGGCCACGCAGAGUUUUUUCCAAUGACACUAAUUGAGAGGACGAGGUGUCGGGCAGUGACGAGCUGGAAGCAUCUGAUUUAAGCUUCUGGUAGAAACUCUGCACACUUUGUCAACGUCAUAAAUAAAAACCAAUUAAGCCUUAUUCACUGUGCUGUAGCGAGGAGACGUGAGCGGAGUGCACGCUGAGACUGGGUCACCAAGCUGCUCUCUCCAAACUUUUGGGUUUGUUGAUUGCUGCAGUUUUUGUUUGCACCAUCAAACUCUGGACUCUUAUUAUUGUUAUUGUUAUUAUAAUUGCAAAAUUCGGUUUUCUAAAAAAACAAACCGGCUUCUGUCGUGUAAACUCUUAACUGUGCAUCUGCAGGAGAGGAAAGAAACCGGCGAGCUCGUUUUUUAAAGAAGUGAACGGCGACCACGAGGUUAGGGAAGUGUUAACCCAGCUGUCAAUCACAUGGAUAUCACAUUGGGAGCGUGAUGUGUGAGGUGAGCUGACGGAC
Messenger RNA from Limanda limanda (common dab), 1910 nucleotides. RefSeq names its product CDC42 effector protein (Rho GTPase binding) 4b (gene cdc42ep4b). Bases 384 to 1400 code for a protein of 338 amino acids. The record is from RefSeq and is a predicted model, not a curated record. Lineage: Eukaryota; Metazoa; Chordata; Actinopteri; Pleuronectiformes; Pleuronectidae. The transcript is spliced from 2 exons.